This is a messenger RNA of Balaenoptera ricei (Rice's whale), 1595 nucleotides long. RefSeq lists its product as uncharacterized. Gene Ontology annotation, molecular function: protein phosphatase inhibitor activity. Bases 26 to 1570 code for a protein of 514 amino acids. Lineage: Eukaryota; Metazoa; Chordata; Mammalia; Artiodactyla; Balaenopteridae. The transcript is spliced from 9 exons. Gene Ontology annotation, biological process: regulation of signal transduction. The record is from RefSeq and is a predicted model, not a curated record.
CUGAGAGUGGCCCCCUAGUGGGGCCAUGGAAAAGCAGGAAUCUCUGGGGACUGCUAGAGGCCUCGACGGAGAAUCUCCUGGAGGGCCAACCAGGGGAGUGCCCAGAGGCAUCGGAGGAGUCGAGGCAGGCGCCGGGCUGCCCUCCGGAGUAGCCAUAUUUCACGGUUCUGGGCCCCCCGUACACUCCGGGGGAACCGUAACUGGCAGUCCUGGUUCUAGCCAGCCCUCUGGAGGGACAGCAGUCCUCAGUUCCGGCCUCAACCGGCAUCCUGGGUCCGGUACACACCCUGGCGGGCUUAAUCCCCCCUUCCCUGGAACCAAUGUAUCCGGGACGUCCAACCUGGGGUCCGGGGGGCCUGGGUUGUACAACUCGGGAUACAUUCCGCACUCCGGGUCAACUUGCAUGCACCCCGACAAACCCUGUGAGGACCGGCCCCGGAGCAUACUAAAAAACAGCAGCUCCACCGUGGUGCACAAAUCCCCCAGGGCGGAGAGAAGGAAAAAGUCUCAGCGCUGGGAUGAAAUGAAUAUUCUGGCGACCUACCACCCUGCUGACAAGGACUAUGGAUUUAUGAAGGUGGAUGAGCCUCGCACUCCCUACCGCAGGCUGCAGGACAGCGAUGAAGACCUGCUCGCGGGAACCUCUCACACAAUGACUCCUGAGGAUCUAGCAGAGAGGUUUGCAACAAUGGACAAUUUCUGCCCCAAGGUCUUCCUGUACAGUGACAACAGAAGCUCAGGGUCUUCAGACAACUUUUCCAAGACACAAUCCAGUGAUUUUGAAAAGCGCCGCAAGGCACACUACAAUGAAGGAAAGUUCCUCAAGGCUCCGAAAAACCUGCCCUUGGAUAAUAACAAGAACAGCAGUGUGGGUAGUGUCAGUAUGAGCAGUGGCAGUCGAGGUGUGAUGCUGGCCUCAGAGCCCAGGCCUGUGGAGAGAGGAGGGGCAAGAGGACUGACCGGAGGAGUCAAAGAUGAGCUUGGCCUGGUGGCCAGGAACCACAUCCUAGAAGUCAAAGGCGGCCAUAUGACUCAGAUUGAUUUGGAUGACUUCUCAGCUUCCCCUGCCUUAAGAAAUCAGUCCCCAGCUUCAUCCACCACUGUCGUGUUGGAGAAGGAAACUGAUCUGCGACGCAAGGAGUAUUGCAGCAAAGGAAGAUACCUGAGGUGCUCUCCCCACCCUGAACUUGAGGAGGACACAGAAGAUGAGCAGCAGACCAGCUCCACAAGCUUGAAUUGGGUGACUGAGAAUCCCAUAAGCACUGAGGUCCGUCUGCUGGACCACACUGGAAGCCCCUCGCAGGAUUACAAGGCCACCGAGAGUUCCCUGAAGGUGACAGUGAUGUCAUCGGAGCCUGGGACUGCCCCGUCCUCCAAAGACAGUGGGUCCCGAGCAAUGUCUGGCUGGUGUCAGUGGCUGGUAUCCAAGGGGCUGAACUGGCAAAGCACCGAAGGCUCAGAGAGGGAACCUGGAAGCCACCCAGACUCCUCAAACAAAAACCAGCACAGAUAUGAAACCCUGCAGCUCCAGUGGACUCAGGAGGAGGAAGCCAGACAAUGGAAACUGUAGCCAGCUGGGGAUGGGGUGGGGGCCA